AUGGGAUUAUUAACCAACAUUCAAGACAAGCUUGCGGGCAACAAGGAUGGUGUAAACAGCUCUUACGACACCACCAACUCCUCCCACCAACCAACACACGGCACGACUACCACCUCAACCAACCCUUUGUCCAGCAGUGCUCCUCAUGGCAACAGUGGCAUUACGGGAGGCUCGCACCCUCUUGUGAGCGGUGAUAACAACACCACUGCCACUCCUGGCUAUGGUAGUGGUCAGGGAAGCCAUCUGUCGAGCUCCACUGGACAGUACACAAACACUGGUGUUGCUGGCACUCAUCAUUCCGGUCCAGGUCUUACAGGCACAUCUCACUCCACUGGCCUCACCGACAGCUCGCAUACCGGCAACACUACUCACAGCAGCCACCAUGUUGGGGAAGACAACCGUGGAAUGAUGGAUAAAGCCAAGGAUGCCCUGAGCUCGAAACGCUCGAACCACCCUGAUGAUCCCAUCACUGGUACCAACUACGACCAGAAGACACGCGAUCAGUACACUGACGGCUCUCAUACCACUGGAUCGCACGGUGGUAUUGCCUCUCACCAGCAGCACGGCAGCAGCGGUUUGACUGGCACAUCUCACUCGGGCCCCGGCCUGACUGGUACAUCUCACUCCGGUGGCCUCACCGACAACUCACACACUGGACAUGGCCUCGGCAGCAACACCCACACUACUGGUAGCGGGCUGACCAGCGGCACAUCCCACCACGACACCCACACUGGCUCUUCAGGUCAGCAUGUCGGAAUCAUUCCUGCAUCGCACCCUGCGGCCAACAACCCCAGCGCGAUCCCAACCGCAGGUGGACAGAGAGUUGGCAGUGUUGAUGCGAAUAUCGGCAAUUCUGGUUCGCACGCGGGUGUACAUGAGACAAUGGGAGACAAAGUCAAGAACGCCCUUCCCGGCCAGCAUGGCAACGCACACGAUGCAUAUGGAAACCCAAUCCACCCAUCAAGCACCAGCGCUCACACCACUCAUCCAACCGGUUCGCACGCCACUGGCACCCACACAGCUGGCGGACUUACAGGAUCGAACACCACCCAUGGUACCCACUCUGGCCCUGGUUUCUCCUCUUCAGCUCAGCCUCUCAGCCACGACUCUCACUUUAAUGAUCGCCACUCUGGUCCAGGUGCCGGUACUGGCCUUGCCGCAGGCGCUGUUGGAGGCGCCGGUCUCGCCAGCGCAGGUCACCACAACACUCACGAUCAGACGACAGGAACUCACGGUCUUGCCUCUCACCAGCAGCACGGAACUACCGGCCUGACCGGCAGCAACACUCACAGCAACACCCAUACUGUUGGAGAGGAUAACCGCGGACUCAUGGACAAAGCCAAGGAUGCCUUGUCUUCUAAGCGUUCCAACCAGCCCGACGACCCCAUCACCGGCACCAACUACGACCAAAAGAACCGUGACCAGCACACCACCGGCACUCACGGAAGCGGUCUAACAGGCACCUCGCACGACAACAACUCCGCCUACAACUCCACUUCCCACCAGUCUGGUAUCUCAGGCAUCACUUCCGGCGUCGGCCAGACCCACCUUGGAAGUAACACUCACUCGGGAACUCACAGCAGUGGCCUGACCCACGAAAGCACCCACAUCGGCCGCAGUGCCGAGUGGAAGGACGGCUACCAGGCUGGAUACCGCGAGGCUCAGCUUGCUUUCAACUCUCACUCUUCCUCUACCGGUACGCACUCUGGAAGCCAUCUCGGCUCGUCUGGAAACUACCCUUCUACUUCUACUGCACCUGGAUACACGGGUACCACUACCAAGCCAACUAUGGGUGAUAAGUUGAACCCCAAGACGGAUGCUGAUCGCGAUGGAAAGGUCGGUAUUAUGGAUUAA
This is a messenger RNA of Ramularia collo-cygni, 1854 nucleotides long. RefSeq lists its product as uncharacterized. The coding region runs from base 1 to 1854 and encodes 617 amino acids. The transcript has a single exon. The record is from RefSeq and is a predicted model, not a curated record. NCBI's taxonomy places the organism in Eukaryota, Fungi, Ascomycota, Dothideomycetes, Mycosphaerellales, Mycosphaerellaceae.